UCACAUGACCGUAGCGGCUGCCUGUACAGUAAGGACCCAAUAUGGCAGCGGCGGUAGCAGUGGUAACGGCAGCAGGAGGACCGGCCGCCCCAUAGACCGCCCCCCGCGCACCACCCCCGCCGCUUCCUCUGCUUGGGUGCUCCUCCGGCCUGACUUCCCCUUUCUCCCAUCUUUCCCGGCACCGCGGGAAAAACAGCGCAGGGCAGAGCAGGCAGGGAGGGCGGCCGCAGCCCGGACACGGGAGCCUCCCAGUCAGUUCAACACCCGACAUGAGGGAAAAGGGCCGUAGGAAGAAGGGCAGGACCUGGGCGGAGGCCGCCAAGACGGUCUUAGAAAAAUAUCCCAAUACACCCAUGAGUCAUAAAGAAAUUCUUCAAGUUAUCCAGAGAGAAGGACUAAAAGAAAUCAGUGGGACUUCCCCUCUUGCAUGCCUGAAUGCAAUGCUGCACACAAACUCCCGAGGUGAAGAGGGCAUCUUCUAUAAGGUUCCAGGUAGAAUGGGAGUGUAUACUUUGAAGAAAGAUGUGCCGGAUGGGGUGAAAGAGCUAUCAGAAGGUUCAGAAGAAAGCAGUGAUGGUCAGUCAGAUUCCCAGAGUUCUGAGAACAGCAGCAGCAGCAGUGAUGGUGGCAGCAACAAGGAGGGAAAAAAGAGCAGGUGGAAAAGGAAAGUAUCGUCUAGACUGUCACAACCUUCCUCUCCUCAGUCAGGCUGCCCAUCACCCACCAUUCCAGCAGGUAAAGUCAUUUCUCCGUCACAGAAGCACAGCAAGAAGGCACUAAAGCAGGCUCUAAAACAGCAACAGCAGAAGAAACAGCAGCAGCAGCAAUGCAGGCCAAGCAUGUCCAUCUCCUCCAACCAGCAUCUCUCUCUGAAGACCGUCAAAGCAGCCAGUGACUCUGUAGCUGCCAAACCUGCAAUAUGGGAAGGAAAGCAAUCUGAUGGACAGUCAAGCAGCCCUCAGAACUCAAACUCUAGCUUUUCUUCUUCAGUUAAAGUGGAAAAUCCUUUGCUAGGCCUGGGAAAGAAGUCAUUCCAGAGGUCUGACAGGCUUCACACAAGGCAAAUGAAGAGGACUAAAUGUGCUGAAAUUGAUGUUGAGACACCAGACUCCAUUCUGGUUAAUACAAACCUACGAGCACUAAUCAACAAACACACCUUUUCAGUCCUUCCUGGAGAUUGCCAACAGCGACUGCUUCUACUACUUCCAGAGGUGGAUCGACAGGUUGGUCCAGAUGGUCUGAUGAAGUUAAAUGGCUCAGCCCUUAAUAAUGAAUUCUUCACUUCAGCAGCCCAAGGCUGGAAGGAAAGACUUUCAGAAGGUGAGUUUACACCUGAGAUGCAGGUGAGAAUUCGACAAGAGAUUGAGAAGGAGAAAAAAGUAGAGCCUUGGAAAGAACAAUUCUUUGAAAGCUACUAUGGUCAGAGUUCUGGCCUGAGCCUUGAAGAUUCAAAGAAAUUGACAGCUUCACCCAACGAUCCCAAAGUAAAGAAAACCCCAGCUGAGCAACCAAAAUCCAUGCUUCCUUCAGAGGCCUCUCCUGUCAGUAUAGUCCCAGUAAUUCCCCAGUUAGUGUCUAAAGAAGAAGUACUGCAACUGCCAUCACCAGUCAGAAAAGAAGAGCAUGAAAGCCAAGAUAAGAUGCAGCCAAACUCCAAAUCCCCAGAGCCCCUACUUUCCUCAGCUACCAAUACAAAUGAGCUUAGCAGCGUUCCUCCCAUCAAGUGCCCAAAGGAUGAGGCUCUCUUGGAGCAAAAGCCAGUUGCCUCUGCUGAACAGGAGUCUGAGAAAGAGAAUCAUCUCACUACAACUUCAAAUUAUAACAAAAAUGAAAGCCAAGAAGCUUUAGUUACAUCCCUGAGCAAACCGAAGAGCCCUGGGGUAGAAACAACAGUAGUGAAGCCCAUAGUAGAAGCAGGUCUACAGGAGACCACUAUGAAAGAGCCUCCAUCAACUCUGGCUGAUCACAGCCCAGAAAGCCUCAAGAGGAAAUCUUCUGUCACCCAAGAAGAGGCCCCUACAAACUGGGAGAAAAGACCACGUGUCACUGAGAAUCGCCAGCACCAGCAGCCAUUUCAAGUCUCCCCACAGCCCUUUCUCAGUAGAGGGGACAGGUUCCAGGUGCGGAAAGUACCACCUCUCAAGAUCCCGGUCUCCAGAAUCUCCCCCAUGCCGUUUCCUACAUCGCAGGUCUCUCCCAGGGCUCGUUUUCCAAUCUCCAUCACUAGUCCUAACAGAACAGGAGCCAGAACUCUCGCAGACAUCAAAGCAAAAGCCCAGCUGGUCAAAGCACAGAGGGCAGCAGCUGCUGCUGCAGCCGCAGCUGCUGCAGCCGCCUCGGUUGGAGGGACCAUUCCAGGACCUGGCCCAGGGGGUGGACAAGGACCAGGAGAGGGGGCUGAAAGGAGAACUGCUAGAGGAGGGAGUCCAGACUCAAACAGAGUCAGUGAAACUGGAAAGGGCCCCACACUGGAACUGGCAGGAACUGGAAGCAGGGGAGGUACGAGAGAGCUUUUACCCUGUGGUCCAGAGACUCAGCCCCAAUCUGAGACCAAGACCCCAGGCCAGGCACAGUCUCACAGUGUCUCUGGAGCACAACUACAGCAAACCUCCUCAGUGCCUCCACCAUCUGCCAUCAGUGGAGCGUGCUCAAGUGUCCCGUCACCAGCCCACGCUAACACACCCCCACCAGCUUUAGGGAAAGUAAGUAAUGAAAAACUGAAUCCCUCCAGGGUGGCAGCCACGGUGGCCUCUCUUAGCCACCCACAGGGGCCCAGUAAUGGUAGGCAGGAGAAAGCACCUCCUACUCCAGCAGAUCCUGCUCUAAUCGCAGGUGCCUCACCUGUUCAUUUUGCAGUCGAUGGCACAGUUGAGCCCAAAGCAGGUUCUAGUAAGAAUACACCAAACCCUCCAGCCUCGGCAGAGAUAAGUGCUAGUGCUUCAGUGGAUAUGACUCCCUCCCCUUUAACAUCUUUAUUAACAACAGCCUCUUUAGAGAAGCUUCCUGUACCCCAGGUCGUUGUAACCAUAGCACCUACUGGAUCAGCUCCAUCCUCGAGCACUUUGCCAGCAGCUUCUAGCCUUAAGACCCUGGGAGCUUCUUCAAGUGUGAAUGGACCCAUUUCGAGGCCAAGCUCUAAUAUCCCUGCUAAUAAUCCUUUGGUAACUCAGCUGCUGCAAGGCAAAGAUGUUCCCCUGGAGCAAAUUCUGCCUAAACCUCUCACCAAAGUUGAAAUGAAAACUGUUCCACUAACUACAAAAGAGGAAAAGGGGAUGAUGAUAGGAGCACUCGCAGGUACCAGCGUAACAGAAAAUAGCACCAGAGAGGAAGUUAAUGAGAGACAGUCCCAUCCAGCUACACAGCAACUGGGUAAAAGUUUGCAAAGUAAGCAGCUCCCCCAGGUUCCAAGACCCCUUCAGCUCUUUUCAGGUAAGGAUCUAAGGGACGCUAGCAUUGAUACACACCAAUACCAAGAAGGACUAAGUAAAGCAACCCAAGAUCAGAUCCUUCAGACGCUCAUCCAAAGGGUUCGGAGGCAGAAUGUUCUCUCAUUUGUGCAGCCCUCCCAGUUCAACUUCACUCACUCAGGUUUCCAGUUAGAGGACAUCUCCACAAGCCAGAGGUUUAUGCUGGGUUUUGCUGGCAGAAGGACAUCCAAGCCUGCAAUGGCAGGUCACUACUUACUUAACAUUUCCACCUAUGGCCGGGGUUCAGAGAGUCUUAGGAGGACCCAUUCUGUAAACCCCGAAGACCGAUUUUGUCUAAGUAGCCCCACUGAGGCCUUGAAAAUGGGAUAUACAGAUUGUAAAAAUGCAGCAGGAGAUAGUAGCAGCGGUAAAGAAGAUGAUACUGAUGAGGAAAGUACUGGUGAUGAGCAAGAAUCUGUCAUGGUGAAGGAGGAGCCGCAGGCUUCCCAGAGUUCUGGCAAGUGUGAAGCAAGUUCAGGACCCCACAGUAGAGAAACCCUAUCCACCAGUGACUGUUCAGCUAAAAAGAAUGUGAAGGCAGAGACACCAGUGCCUGAGCAAACCACUUUAAGCAAGGAAAAUUACCUGUUCACUAGAAGCCAAACAUUUGAUGAGAAGACCCUAGCCAGAGAUUUUAUUCAGGCAGCACAGAAGCAGAUGGCUCACGUGGUGAGAGGUAAGACCGUGCGGAGCAGCCCCGAGCUUUUCAAUUCUACUGCUCUUCCUCUACCUGCAGACAGUCCUACCCAUCAGUCUCUACUCCUUCCACCGCUGCAAACCCCAAAGCUGUAUGGAAGCCCCACACAGAUUGGGCCAAGCUACAGAGGCAUGAUCAACGUCUCCACCUCAUCGGACUUGGACCAUAACUCCGCCGUAGCGGGGAUGCCUGACUGUAGCCAGGUACCUAGCAAUGUCGGGGAUGUCAUGUCCUUUUCAGUGACUGUCACGACCAUCCCUGCUGGCCAAGCUAUGAAUCCCAGCAACCACGGCCAGACCAUUCCUGUUCAGGCCUUUCCUGAAGAGAACAGCAUAGAGGACACACCUUCGAAAUGUUACUGCCGAUUGAAAGCCAUGAUCAUGUGCAAGGGGUGUGGAGCCUUCUGCCACGAUGAUUGCAUUGGCCCCUCCAAACUGUGUGUCUCCUGCCUUGUCGUUCGGUAAUGAGACUAGAAGGAGAACACACUGUAAAGGAGGCAGGAAGGGGGAAGGGUUGACAGAUGUGGUUUUUGAGUUCUUUUGGAAUCACAGAAAUAAACUAGGUUUCAGUUGUCUUAAGAGACAAGUGUUACUUAAUCAGGAAUACAGAGUACAGAUCUUACAUUUUAGAGGAAAAGCACCUUGUAUAGUAAGUCCAAGUCAAGCAAGACUUUGUGAAUUUGUGACAAGUUUGCACUUACAAAAUCAUGUAAAUAUGUCACAUCUUGUUUUAACAUUUUUCCAGGUGUUGAGGUAAUAAUGUAUUACUUUGACUUCAGAUUGAUGUUCCACUUCAUGUGACUUUGAAAAGUUUAAUGCCAAUGCAUGGUGAAAGGAAGCGAUUUCCCUUCUGCCCUUUCUUAAGAGGCUAGGAAAAGAAAGGAGUGAGGGAAUGGUCUGAAGAAAUGACCAUGUUGAUUAUGUCUUGACUGUCUGACUGCAGGCUUUACAUAGGUUAUUCAGCCUUCGCAGGAGUGGAUUCAGGGUUUACACCGUCCCUUUACCUUAGAUGGAACCUUCUCAAGUUCAAAUUUUUGGUGAUAAGGUAUUAAUUUCACAGGCAGUACUUCAGACUCUGAAAAUUCUGACUUGGUUCUUGGCUUCCAUGAACCAGUACUAUUGCCAGGCACUCUGCUUGCAGUUUGCGGAUCCCUGCUGUUCCCUAAUCCCACUCCCUUGCCCUGAAGCAGGGAGUGUGGUCCAUGAAAAGUUUGCCUCGCUGGGCCCCUUGGGUUACCAUCACCUGUGCAGGGCAGUAAUUCCAGCAAUAAUCUCCAAGGAUUUAGUCAUUCGUGGGAGCUUACAAACAAGUUUGAAAUACUAGCAUAAAAUUAACAGAAAAGUGUUAGGGCGAUUUGAACUGUGUUUUGUUGGGUAAGCAGAGUAAAGGUGCAGAAACUGUUGAACUGAACAUAAAGAACUUUGGAAAACAAUUUUAACACUAGAAACAAAGUAGCCCCUCUCAUCCUCUUCUCUCCCAACCUGUUACCUAAUGUUCUACAGUCAGCUGUUGCUACAGGUAGAAAAACUCAUUAAUACCACAUUUGCCCAUUCUGUUAAACCUGUUUUGACCUCCCGGGCAUCUGAGGAACAUGGGAGUAAUCUUAUGUAUUACUCUGAACAUACACGUGUGCGUGCACACACACACACACACAGUAAAAGUCAGACAUUUUUCCUGUUUUAGAAAACAUGUCCCCUUUCUUGGACUACUCUCUACGCACUAGAAAUUUCUAAUGUAAAGGGGCUUUAGUGAAUGACUUAGGGAACAUCUAGAAAGGAAAAGAAAUCAGCUGCAAAUUUUUAUUGUUUGUUUUUGUUUAUUCUUUUUUGUUUCCUUUUUGUUGAAUCCUGUCUCUAGUGACUAAAGAAUUUUUGAGUACAUACAUUUAGGUCAUGGUUAAAGAACAUUAAAAUAAAUCUACAAUUUACCAGAAUUCGGUAUUAAAAAGUUGGGGAUUGUCAGUGUGCAUCAUUUGCAUAUUGAUUUCAAAUCUCCUAAUUUCAUGUAUGUAAAGGACAUAUAUUAUUAGUGCAACCUAGUACAGUCAUAGUUGUACUUAAUAUUCAGGAUGUGAUAUAUACAAAAUGCAGAACAGUUUAAACUCGUUAACUAAGUCACAUUCCAGAUUAGGGGCAAGUAGGCAGUAGUAAUCUUAGCUUUGCACCCAUUCUGCUACCCACCCCUCCCUACCUCACCUCCUGCAUUAUACAUACACUCUUUUAAUACUUUCAAACCCCAUAAGAAACUAUUUACUUCUAUUUUUUAUUUUUUGUUUCUGAGUUUUUUGUGGCCCAAAGCAAAUAUAGGAUUAAUAUCUGUGUUCUAGUUUCAGCCAAGAUAAUUUGAUGUCCUUCUAACUUCCCUUUUUCUUCCAGCAAACACAUAGCUAAGAGGUAAGAAAUCUGUCAGGAUCCAGGGAUAAGGAGCAAGUUCUCCAACCAAUAACCAGUAGGAGUCAGAAACCAUGGUUCUGUUCCCAAACUUUCAGUGCCCUGGGUAAUCCCAGGGGGUGUUAAAAAGACCUAUUGCCAGUUAAAACUCUCCAUUCUCAGCUUCCUCACUCCCCACUUGAGUGGCAGGACUGAGGGGUGGUCUGCCUGCCAGAAGUGGUUGACUGUUUCAGAACUGACCCCACGGUGAGCACGAGUUAACCAAUUUGGAUUUUCAAAAUGAUUUUUCUUCUUCACACCUUUCCUAUCAUAGAAAGUCUCUCCUCCAUGGUUCUCUUAAUCUGAGGAUGGACAGACUAACCAGGAAGGGAGGAAAGGCAUCAGGGAUUUUCAAGUCCAUUUAGAGAGUAAACCAUAUCGUGCCUAUUCAUCUUGACCCAGGCUCUUGCAGAUUAGGUCCUAAGCAUUACUAUUCACCAGAUUCUCUUUACAAAUAAUACCCAGCUAAUAAAAUAUUCAAUAAAUCGUCAACUAGGUACACUGCCUCACUCUUGACUGAAUGAGAGAAUAGUUAGAUUCUCUUAGAUUGGUAGAAAAUUGAAUGCAAUCUAUCAGUUGGUUUCAAAUCAGUUUCACAUAGAAGGUCAUUCAUCUUAUGUGCUGACUGAGCUGAAAAGAAAAAUUACAGUCUGGCCCUUUUGAAAAUGAAAUAGUAGGAACAAGAAAACCUUUAAAUUAUUAGAAUAUGGUAUUCCAGUACCUUUAAAGCAGUUUUUAUCUUAGGUUUUCAGUUACUUUACCUUUCAGUUCAGUCUGAAAUGUUUCUAAUAAGUGCUAAGCUUAUUUUUAUGGUAUUAAGUUGCACUAUUUCCAGUGACUAGUCAGGCAUUAUGCCUGAUGCUUAUGCCUCCAGGGUAUGCUUCUCAAGCCUUCAGAUAACCUUCCGCUUCAGGUCACCUUGGGGAGGUGGCAUUAACAAUAUAUCAUCUCAGUCUUACUUGCGAAUGUUCUAAGUUGUCUAGUAGAGAAGACUCCCUAAAUUUUAAAGAAUUUUUAUUAAAAUUCUCCAUCCUAUUAAACAGAAAAUAAAGCCAAAAUAACCUGGAGUUGUUUGCCCUACGUAACCCCUGUGUUGAAGAUACUGAAGCUGUCUGUGGUACCCCAUGUAACAUCUUUAAGAAUAAGGUCUGGCAGAUGGGAAAUUUUUCUUGGGGCAGGGGAAGCAUACUUAUAUGGGCUGGGAAGGCACACAGUGUAGAUAUUUUAGGAGUUAGCACAGAUUUAAAUAAAUAGCCAAAGGAAGACGUCAUUGCCUUCCAGGUGAAGGCAUAAAUUCGUACAUUAAUAAUUGGACCGUUUACCAUCCUAAUUGCUCUUAUUACCUUUCUUCACCUAAGAGUCCUUGAAGAACUCUUGGGUGAAAUUAUUUGUUAUAAUGAGGGGGUCUUCUCUGGUCAUUACAUCACUAUUUGUUUCUAGAGCUCAUUGUCAGCAGUACCAGGGUUGUUUUCUCUGUGACCUAGAGAUUUCACAGCAAGGAGAGAAAAGUCUCCCCGUUGUAUUACAACAAUGUGCUAAGUAAAAAAACUUGGCCAAGGGUAGUUUGCAGCUCAAUUUAUAGAAUAGUCCAAAGAGACUCCGAGAAACAUGAUGAUAGGCAGGGAUCUUUCCUACCGUGUUUCAAUACCUACAUAACCUAUUGAAAGAGAACAAUAGGUAAAACAGUUCCUAAAGUUGGAAGUAAGACCUUCAUAGAUUCUUGGUUACUUAUUUUUUUUAAUGCUUUACAUUUGAUACAACUAUUAAAGAUCAAUUUUAAAAAUAGCUUUCCAGUAAUAUAUUUUAAGUAAUAUAUAUUUUAAUAUCUAUGUAAAAAGUGACAGUGGGAGACUUUGAAUUUCUCAUAUAAGGUAUGUUUAAUGUAGGGCCUCACUGUUAAGGCACAAAUUAUUUCAAAGGAAGUUACUCUAAAGACACUCAGAUUAUUUCCAAAAAAAUGCAAUAAGGGGAAGAGUUUUGGAGUUUAUUUUUUAUUUUAAUAGAAAAUUGACUUAUUUACCACAAGCUAUUUUUUUUUCCUUCUGGCUAAAAGGUUUGUACAGACUGGUUUGGUAAAUGCUAAACUUUUGUGUCUUUUGCCUUUUUAAAGGAAUUGUUAACAUUGGAAUUGAGGGUAUGUACAGAGAAGUUGGUGUCAACACCAUUUAAAAAGUCAUAUUUUUUCACAAAUAUAGAAAAAUCAUUUUACAUAAGAAUUUUAAGUAUUUGCAAUAAAUAUAUGUAUAUAGAUUGUAUGUAUUCAUAUAUUCUUAUUUUUCAUUUUAUUAUUAAGUAAAAGAUAAUUAAAGUGGAAAUAAAAACCUUGGAGUUUUCGGUGCAUCUUGAGGUCUGACAUACAUGUGAAAGUGGUGUGGGUAAGGGCCCUCAGUUGUUGCCUUAUACUACUAUUGGAAGAUUACCAACAGAUUGCAUAGAAAAUAGUAAAAUGAGGAAUUUGGUGAUAAAUCAGGGUAGCGUAUUUCUUUCAAAACUCUAGUAAAAAUAUUAAAUUCUCCUAACAUGUCUGUCUCUGUGCUUUCACCCUUGAACUGUUCUCUCUCCUAACCACCUAAUGUUACUGGGAAAGUAAAAACAAAACACAGUGCAUUGUUUUUUAAUGUGCCCAUUGUUUGCUUCUAAGACAAAGAAUGGCAAGAAAAUAUCUCGGGGUGGUGGGGGCGGGAAUAGGUUUUCCUUUCUCCACAGUGGUUAAUAAUUCAUUAGCAAACAUUCACUUCCACCACCUUCCAGGCUGUAGGGUUUAUGUGAAGAAAUAAUAUCGUGAAGACAAUAGAAAACUUUUUUUCUGUUUCCCUUCUUUGAGAAGUGAGUUUUGUAGCCAGUUUUAUGUCCUUCCCAAUUGAUCUGGAAAUAGAAGGGCUAAGAGAACUUGAAUGUUGAUCUCCCUGAUGUCAGGAAGGGUGUUUAUGGAAAUGAGGACUGAGCCAAACAUUUGGAGAGGUUAACCAUACCUAGAGAUAAUCGAGUCCUGCUGUCCAAGAGAAGUCAUUUUGUGAUUGUAAAUAUUUAGUUUUAGGAUAUGAUUGAGGAAGCAAAAGGAUACCUAGAUAGUCUUUGGGAAUAAAGGCGUAUAGUCUGUUCUUUAAAAAUGAAUAAUAUAUAGCUUUAUUGGUGACCUGAAAGGAAAUAAGGUCAGAGUUUGAAGAAUAUCUUAAUGACCCAUGAAACACUUUUAAUUGUAGUUCACUAGUUCUCCCCAUAAUUCCUCAGUUGUGGUUAUUUUAACUAAUAAAAACAGCAAUUUUUGGAAAUUAGUAAGGAUACUUAAGAAGAAUGCUUCCCCCACCCCCACCCCGUAAGGCCACGCUCUGUGGCAUGCAGGAUCUUAGUUCCCCAUCCAGGAAUAGAACCUGUGCCCCCUGCAUUGGGAGCACAGAGUCCUAACCACUGCACCACCAGGGAAGUCCCAAGAAUGUUUUUUAAAAGACGGCCUUAUCAUUUUUCAAAAAUUGAAAAUUCAAACAUAGGGCUGCCCAAAACAUUGAAAAUAGUUUAGAUGUCUAAGAGAACAGCGCUAAGUCUUUGCUGAAAAUACCCUAUUUCUAAAGGAAAAAUUUUAAGUCUCAGGGAACAUCUGCAUCCUCGUAAUUCCCAUAUAUGGUAGAUAGGAAUGAAGGUGAAAUAUUUAAAUGUGUGUGAACCAGUUCAUGAUGACUGUUUACAAAGACCCCCCCCCCAAUUUCUAAUAUGUACUUAACUGUUAUUUAUUCCUACCUCAUAGGAAGUAAAAUUCAUAGUCAGGUAAUGACAUAGGACCCUAAGUUAUAGUUGGACUGCAGUUAAUCGAGAAAGAGCAGUACAUCAUGACACAGCUUCAACUUGGAUCCCCAGCUUUCCUUUAUUUACAUCACAGAGUCUUAGAAACCUGUGUUCAUUGCUUUUAACACUAGUUGACCAAGAGUGGUCUUCACAAAUUUCGCAUGUUUCUAGUUCUUGUACAUAAAUCAUGUUAUUCACUAAUUCAAAUACCUUUUGAACAUCUAUGUGCUAAGCACUGUGCUAAGGUUCUGGUUAAGCAAAGGUAAAGAAAAGCAGUCAUGUAAGUUGUAAAAGGUCUUCCUAAAAGUAGUAACCAUACAGCACAUGUCUAGUUCACAGCUCAAGGAGUAAUGCAUGCUACGUUAUUUCCCAAGACGUGUUGGAAGUUUAAGAGUAAAUGAACUAUGAAAUAGAAGCAUUUGAGGCACUUGGCAAAACAUGAAGAAAGAAAAGAAAGGCAUUGCCCCUACAUGAAAUUACAGUGUGGAAUUGAGGAGCCAGGUUGAUAAAAUUUACCUUUUUUUGACAACUGUCACUGGAAGAUCUAGAGAUUAAUCAGAAUUUCAAGGAAUCUCUUGGUAAUACCUAAAUUGAGAAAAUCAGGCCGAAAGCAAUCCCAUUCAAUGAAUACUGUUCAGUAUGUCAGUAAAGAUGCUUCAUCUUAGGUUCAGCUAACCCUUUCAAAUAACAGUGUGGUAAAUAAUGCAGCUUUCCUGUCAAACCCAAAAUAAGCUAAAGGGAAUAAAAAAACAUAACCUUGAUUUUCAACUUAUAGACUGGUGAGAAGGAAGCGUAUUCAUUUAAAAUUGUUAGAGAUAUUUCAUCCCCUUUUUCCCUCCAUAGUGGAUAAAAUUACUGUUCUUUUUAUUCUAAUAUUGUAGAAUUGAUUUUUUUUUUCCUUUCUACUUCUAAGUCACAGAACUUGAAUUAAAAGAGGCUUCAGCCGGACACUACCCCUUAUAAAGUGGCCUAAAUCCUAAUUCUUUAAGACUUUCUGGUAGAAAGGUUUUAAAAGGAUAAAUGAAUAUAUUUUGUCAGUGCUUAUUAUUGAACUUUCCUUACCUGGGUUACUGGAUUUGCAACUUGAAUUCUGUAUUCCAAAAUAUCCAUGUUCACCUUUUAGUCAAAAAGUUAUGAGGUGUAACCAUGUAAUACAGUCUCAACUCUGUCCAGGAACUAGGAGGGCAGAUAUCCUGUAUUUUCCUUAUACUUAGUGACAUUAAAUAGAAAAUUGGGUUUCUUUCAUAGGGCCUGUAUAAACUAAGGAAUCUCUAUACCUCUGUGUAUCUUUCAGUCUUAACCUAAAAAGGGAAUCCCUACAAAGAUUUCCUUAUAACAAAAAGGACAGACUAAACCUGGAAGAGAGAUGAUCAGCUGUGGAGAUGGGCUGUGACUAGAUAGUGGGUUGUCCUGAAGAAUAACUGCAAACUCAACUUCCCUGGUUCUUCAAGCUCAAAAGAAACUAAAGGGAAUUUUUAAAAUCCUGCCUUUCAUCUUGACUGCAAAACCUAUCGAGUGCCUAGGAGAGAAGAAAGGUAAACCCAAGACUGGAUUUAAGAUAGAUUUAAGUAAACUUGGAAUUAUUCUUAUCCUUUUACCGAAUUUUUUUUUUUAAGUUUUGGGUUCCCAUAAUGUAAUGAAUUGCCGUGAGUGGAACAUGGAAUUUGAUUUGAGGCAUUUUGUGGGCUAAGUAAUAGUUUUCUGUUGAACUAUAUUGUCUAUCUAGUGACAGCUUUUGCCACUGCUCAGGAUUUAGGAGUGUGCACCUGUGUCUAAGUGACACAGACAUUGGCUCAUAAAUACUAUAUUAAACCAACUUGAGUCAGCACUUUAUUAACUUUAAUCAUGGAUCCUCUUUUUAAGUACUUAAUAUUUAAAAUUCAGAUUAGCCCAAUAAGAAAGCAAUGCAUUUAACGUCAAAAUGUCUGAAGAUAACUAUUAUUUUACACACAGUCUAUGUCCUUCCUACGGAAAGUGUGGUACAUAAAAUUUUACAUUUCUUGGGUCAGUUCUUUUCAAAACACCAGUGUCUAAUGUUUUCAGAUACCUAGAGCUUGGGAAUGCUGGAGUUGGACUUGGACCCCAAGUCAGCAGUUGUUUUCAUUUUAGGUUUUCAGACAUAGCAAUUUGAAGUGACCCCAGCUGAACCUAUAUGUAAUCACUUUGAACAAGCUUUAAAUUAUGAAACUCUUCCAAAGUCUCAAAUUUGGUCACCUGCUUGUUGCAUAAGGAGACAGAUUCUGGGCUGGGAAGGACCUGACAAUUUGUUCUCUGAUAAUAAACUACUGAUUGAAGAGCAAGUUUGUUAUUAGAGACUUCACGAAAUUUCUAGAACCCAUGAAAGAUCUAGAGUACAUGAUAAGUGGAACUCUAGAAAUUAAAAACCUUUCUCUUAGCCGUAAGUGCUAUGACCUAUUUUUUUUAAACCCGUCUUAAUUCUGUGACUCAUUGCAUCAUACCUUAAGAGAAAUCAGAAUGGAAGAAAUGACCUUAUGUUGGUCUUACUUUAAAAUCUUUGUGCACAUAGGCCUUAGCACUUUGACAGAUAAAGCUCUGCCUUUUAGCUCCUUCUCACUCUUGUCUUUAUUCUUCCCACUUUUAGACUGUUCCUUUUAUUGGUCGUAUAAAACUACCUUCAGAAUUGAAUGUAUAAUAAUGUUUCUGCACAUGGACAAACUGUAUUUUAACGACUCAUUUUAUGUGUAAUAAAGGCAUACAGUUUUA
This is a messenger RNA of Balaenoptera acutorostrata (minke whale), 13097 nucleotides long. RefSeq names its product ASXL transcriptional regulator 2 (gene ASXL2). The record is from RefSeq and is a predicted model, not a curated record. Gene Ontology annotation, biological process: positive regulation of transcription by RNA polymerase II; animal organ morphogenesis. Bases 270 to 4628 code for a protein of 1452 amino acids. The transcript has 12 exons. Gene Ontology annotation, molecular function: DNA binding; peroxisome proliferator activated receptor binding; chromatin binding. NCBI's taxonomy places the organism in Eukaryota, Metazoa, Chordata, Mammalia, Artiodactyla, Balaenopteridae. Gene Ontology annotation, cellular component: PR-DUB complex.